This is a messenger RNA of Urocitellus parryii (Arctic ground squirrel), 631 nucleotides long. RefSeq names its product ATP synthase peripheral stalk subunit d (gene Atp5pd). Gene Ontology annotation, molecular function: proton transmembrane transporter activity. The record is from RefSeq and is a predicted model, not a curated record. Gene Ontology annotation, biological process: proton motive force-driven ATP synthesis. Lineage: Eukaryota; Metazoa; Chordata; Mammalia; Rodentia; Sciuridae.
GUCUUCCGGUGACCCACUUCCGUUACUUGCUGCUGAGGACUACGUUCUCCUGGGGUCGGUGAAGGAUCCCAAGAUGGCUGGACGCAAACUUGCUCUAAAAACCAUUGACUGGGUAGCUUUUGGGGAGAUCAUUCCCCGAAACCAGAAGGCUAUUGCUAACUCCUUGAAGUCCUGGAAUGAGACCCUCUCCUCCAGGUUGGCUACUCUGCCUGAGAAACCACCAGCUAUCGACUGGGCUUACUACAAGGCAAAUGUUGCCAAGGCGGGCUUGGUGGAUGACUUUGAAAAGAAGUUUAAUGCCCUGAAAGUUCCUUUGCCAGAGGAUAAAUAUACUGCACAGGUGGAUGCUGAAGAAAAGGAAGAUGUAAAAAGUUGUGCUGAGUUUGUCUCUCUCUCAAAGGCCAGGAUUGAAGAAUAUGAGAAACAGCUGGAGAAAAUAAAGAACAUUAUUCCAUUUGAUCAGAUGACCAUUGAGGACUUAAACGAAGUCUUCCCAGAAACCAAAUUAGACAAGAAGAAGUAUCCCUAUUGGCCUCACCAGCCCAUUGAGAAUUUAUAAAACUUGAAUCCAGGAGGAAUCUCUGCCCUUGUAUUACAAACUCUGCACAUUAAAAAUAUUAAUUAUAUAGUU